AUGGAAAUUUAUUGUGAGAAAGUUAAGGAUUUAGUGUGUCCAAAGAAUGAUAAUUUGAAAGUUCGAGAACAUCCAGUUUUGGGUCCAUAUGUUGACAAUCUUGAAAAAAUUGCUGUGAAGUCUUAUGAAGAUGUCUUUGAAUUAAUGAAUGCUGGGGAUAAAGCCAGAACAGUAGCAGCUACAAAUAUGAAUUCAACGUCAUCACGUUCACAUGCAAUUUUUACAAUUGUGCUUACUCAACGAGAGCAUGUUAACAAUUUGGAUACUGAAAAAGUGAGCAAAAUUUCGUUGGUCGAUCUUGCUGGUAGCGAAAGGGCUGGUUCAACAGAAGGUCAAAGACUAAAGGAAGGUGCAAAUAUCAAUAAAAGCUUAACUACACUUGGACUUGUUAUCAAAAAAUUGGCUGAACAAUCAUCUAAAAGGAAAGGAAAACAACAACUUAGGGCGGCUGUCAUACCUUAUCGGGAUUCUGUGUUGACAUGGCUUUUAAAGGAAUCUCUUGGAGGAAAUUCAAAAACUGCAAUGAUUGCUGCGAUUAGUCCUGCUGAAAUUAAUUUUGAAGAGACUUUGAGUACAUUGAGAUAUGCUGAUAGUGCUAAACAAAUUGUUUGUCGUGCCAAAGUUAAUGAGGAUAUUAAUGCAAAAUUCUUUAGAGGACUUAAAGAGGAGGAUAUUUCCAAAAGAAAUUUUCGAGGAGUAAAUGUUGGAAAUGAUGCGACAAACGAGGACUAUUGUUUUAUUUCUCCAUUAACUGAUUUUUCCAAUUUUACUCACCCAAGAAAAGAAUGGAUGAAAUGGUAUUUGGAACUCAAGGAUCGUUUACCAGCAGUUGAAACAAUGGAAAUUGAUGACCCAUUUUCUUCAGAAAUGCCCGAUUUAAAAAUUAACGGACCUAAUGAUAUUGAAUCUCUUUCAAGAAUUCGGGAAUAUUUUACAAAUUUAUUGGCUCAAAAGAAGGGAUUUUUGGAGUCGGUUGAACAAAAUUCUCAAAUAUUUGAAGCAAAAUUAAAACAGCGUUUGUGUAAUGCCGAUUUAGACUAUCAAAAAUUAAAGGAUUCUGAAGAAGAAAUUAUUCGUUUAAAACAAGCAAAUGUUUCACAAACUGGACAGAUUCGACAACUUGAGCGUGAAAACAAAGCUUUACUUGUUCGUUUAUAUAAAUAUGAAAAUGCUCAAGAACAAGAGCGUCUACGUGGAGAAACUCAGCGUUAUGUGGAAGCUGAACGUGAAGCUGCACUUAAUAGUAAUCGGCGAACUAUACAAAAGGUUGCUGAAUUAUUCGAAUCACCUAUUCCAACAACUUCUAAUGUUGCCCGUUUGCGUAAAAAAUUUGGAAGUAAUAAUAAUGGGAGUGAUGAUAAUACUGACCAGGAAACAGACGAUGUUGUUGGUAGUGGUGGUGGAAGGAAAACUCCAAAAAUAGACCAAUCAUCACCAAAGAAACGCCGAAUUGAGGGUGCAACAACUGUUAAAUUUUAUGGAGUUAACCGAACACCUAAAACUCCAAGCUUUAUUAAUCCUCGUUAUCAGCGACGGUAA
This is a messenger RNA of Meloidogyne enterolobii, 1539 nucleotides long. The record is from the annotation of a GenBank genome assembly. NCBI's taxonomy places the organism in Eukaryota, Metazoa, Nematoda, Chromadorea, Rhabditida, Meloidogynidae.